CAGCCGGCUUUUGGCGGCCUCGGUGGCGGUGGCGGCGUGUCGCUGCCUCUGGCGCAGCAGGCGCUUUCUUGCAGAAGGAAGCAGAAAACGUACAACAGGAACAAAAUACUCAUGCCGUACAGAUUCUACACGAGCAAGAGUGAGUUUGUGGCGACAGCUGCUCCCGAAGCUCAAAGUGCCGCGAUAAACGAGAACACACCGGCAACAACAUCGAAGAAAAGUGGCUUGCAAUCUGUUCCACUACGCGGCGAAGAGGUAACGCUCCAGUCAGACUUUUUCCAGUCGCGAACAAGGAAAGAACGAGAAAAUGGUUACAGUAACAUGGGCAUGGAACGGUCCAGACUGGCUGGUCGAUAUCUCCAAGUACCCACUUUCGGCGCCGGUGCUCCUCCCUGUUUCCUCGCCCUCUUAUGGGUUUAACCUCGCCCCGUCUUCGUUCCGCGGUUAACCUUCUCGCGAGACUUUUGCGGAAACCGUUUUGAGAAUUUAAUCGUUCGCAUAUUUCACAGUCGGCCGCGUGGAAUCUAACACAUUGAUUGCAAAAGUACGAGUUGCCUCGUAGGUGGUGUAUCCUGAGUCACAAAAUGGUUUAGACGCAUUUCGGUUAUGAUAGGAGCCGAAGUGACAAUUGAAUGACAAUGGUUUAGACGCAUUUCGGUUAUGAUAGGAGCCGAAGUGAAAAUAUUACAGAGUAUGAAAAUAAAUAUAAGAUAACGAGUUAAUACACCCUGUACUGUCACUUUAGCUCCUAUUAUAAUCGACUCAUGUGCAAAUGCAUCAGCAGUGGCUCUCAAUUUUGACAUCUCGAAGCGCUGCAACUUCAGUGCUCGAAAUGUGUCUAAACCGUUUUGUGACUCAGUAUACAAAAAAUUCUCUGUAUGCGAGUUAAUUCGUGUAGAUUUUAUCAUGAAAAUAAAUUUUUAUUGUAAGUUUCACUGAAUAAUAAAUAUAAUUGAUAAGCAUAUUAAA
Molecule: messenger RNA, 969 nt
Organism: Odontomachus brunneus
Lineage: Eukaryota; Metazoa; Arthropoda; Insecta; Hymenoptera; Formicidae
Exons: 2
Coding region: 112-420 (102 amino acids)
Source: RefSeq, a predicted model, not a curated record